This is a messenger RNA of Xiphophorus couchianus (Monterrey platyfish), 1719 nucleotides long. It is a transcript of the gene pcolcea, whose product is annotated as procollagen C-endopeptidase enhancer a. Gene Ontology annotation, molecular function: protein binding; peptidase activator activity; collagen binding. Gene Ontology annotation, biological process: proteolysis. The coding region runs from base 147 to 1541 and encodes 464 amino acids. The transcript is spliced from 9 exons. The record is from RefSeq and is a predicted model, not a curated record. NCBI's taxonomy places the organism in Eukaryota, Metazoa, Chordata, Actinopteri, Cyprinodontiformes, Poeciliidae.
UCUGAGUCCACUCCGCUCAUUCUCUCCGCCUACUCCGACCAAACAGCUUCCUUCUACCUCCUCCCCUCUUUCCUCACCUCCCGUGUCCCGUUCCCCUCUUUCGUUGCUGCUACAGUCUGCUCUGCUUUCUGUACAAGCUGUGUAUCAUGAUGCGUGUGGACUGCAUCUGGGGGCUCCUCUUGCUCCUGUCUCUUAGUUUGGGAUGGACAAAGGCUCAGGAGACCAAUUACACCAGGCCUGUGUUCUACUGUGGAGGAGACCUGGUUGCUGAUUCAGGCUUUGUUGGCAGCGAGGGCUUCCCCAGCUUCUAUAAACCCAACAGCAAAUGCACCUGGCGCAUCACUGUCCCAGAGGGAAACGUGGUCGCGCUCUCCUUCCGCAUCUUUGACCUGGAGGCUGACUCUCAGUGUCGCUACGACUAUCUGGAUAUUUACAACGGCCACUCCAACUUGGUGCAAAAACUAGGUCGGUUCUGUGGAACCUUCCGGCCCGGCACUCAGGUAUCGACCACAAACACCAUGAUGCUGGAGAUGGUGACUGAUGAGGGGAACCAGGCCAGAGGGUUUUUGGCUCAUUUCAGUGGAACUAAACCUUACGUAAAUGGGGAGCAGUCCUGUGGGGGGAAGAUGACAAAAUCCCAGGGAGAGAUCAAAACACCCAACUGGCCAGACGGGAAGUACCCACCAGGAACCACCUGCUCCUGGCUCAUCACUGUGGAACCCGACAGAGUGAUCCAGGUGAAGUUUGACAAAUUCGUUCUGGAGGCUGACACCUACUGCCGGUUUGACUAUGUGGCCUUUUUUAACGGUGGAGAGAGAGAUGAUUCUCGCCUGAUUGGAAAAUACUGUGGCGAUCAGACACCUCAACCCAUCAUCACCAAUGGCAAUGAGCUGCUGGUCCAGUUCGUGUCUGACCUCAGCGUGACAUCCGAUGGAUUCUUUGCUUACUAUACCAGCAUCCCCCGAGGUUCUGAGCCCCCGAUCGACAAGUCAAGGCCCCGUGUCGGUUCUGCCCCCUCAAGGCGUCCAGUCAAACCUGCCCGACCUGAGGGACCAGCCAUCACUGCACGGGUCCCCAUCCCCACCACCACCGCCGCCCCCAAAUAUGUGCCACCUCCCCCUGUCUCACCCACAAGGCGAGUGCCAAAUCGGAAUAGGCCAGGUCCUCAGAAGCCACUGUGUCCCAGAGUCUGUAAGAGAGCUGGAACCAUCAAGAACAGUUUCUGCUCUAGUGAAUUUGUGAUAACUGGAACCAUCACCUCUUUGGGCCCUGGACCCCGAGGGAGCGUUUCAAUGAACAUCUCCCUCAUUAAGGCCUACAAAUCAGGGAGACUGACCAUCACGCAGGCUGGAGAGACCAUGUCGGUGAAGCUGGUGUCACAGUGCAAGAGGUGUCCUUUGGUUCGCCGAGGCGCCAACUACAUCCUCAUGGGUCAGGUGGAUGAAGAGGGACGUGGCACCUUGGCGCCUGGUGCAUUCACUGCUCCAUACAAAGUUGCUCACCACAAACUACUGAUGAAUAUCAACAACCAGCCAUGUUAAGACCAAAAAUGUUCCGACAGUUCAGAGUGAACUAUAAAGACACAAUAUAACAAAACAGUCGAACUUUAUUUUAUAUACAACCUUAAAAUAUAUAUAUUAUUUUGUAAAAACACCUACUGAACCUUGUAUUUGUAAUGCAUAUGCAUAUAUUUAUAAAUAAAGGUUUUAAAUCACGUUU